AUGCUGAAGAAGAAGUCCCUGGCUUCUUCCUUCUGGAACUUUACCCCCAGUACGACUCCGGAACUGUCUCCAACCUCUUCCGAUAGUGACUCCGACGAGGAUAUGGAAUCUUCUGGCUCCCGACCGGUCAGCCUGGCCGUCUCGGCGGGAGCCUACUGUCUGAUGCGGCCCACCCUCAAUGAGGUGUUGGCCAACACCGCCCCGCCACCAUACACCCUCAGUGCCUUCAUGGCCUACCUCUCCCAGAACCACUGUCUCGAGACGUUAGAGUUCACCCUCGAAGCGAAGCGGUAUCGGGAAACAUACGAGGCGUUGGCCGAUCGUCUGGGUGUCGAGACCAUCUCCGCUGAUGUCCCCGAAAGUCAACACCUGCGUAUGCUUUGGCAACGCUUGUUAACGGCGUAUAUUAUCCCCGGCGCCCCGCGAGAAAUCAAUCUCUCCAGCGAAGUUCGCGAUGAGGUUCUCGCCUACCGCGACGUUACCACGCCCCCGGUCCCAGAAACGCUCGACUCCGCCGUCAAACGCAUCCACGACCUGAUGGAAGAGUCGAUCUUCCUGCCCUUCCUCAACAGCCAUGCCACCUCUCCAUCCAUGCUCCCCAUGUCCGGCUCUCCUUUCGACAAUGAAUUGAGUUUAUCAAACACCAUGCUCGACGAACACCCGAUGAAGAGAAUCCGGUCUCGUGCCAGGCGUAUCUCCCCCAACUCCUCCACCAAGGAUCUCCCCUCCACGGCCGGCCGCUCAAGUUCGUCCCUCAGUGCUGUUCAUGCAAUGGGCAAGCGUACCUCUGGUGCGCUCAGCACAAGCGCCAGCGGCGAUUCAACCUCCGUGGGCCUCACCGACGACUCCAGCCCCCAAUCUAGUCCGACUGUGGAGGAACCAAUGACACCGCCCAACACGCCCCCAGCCAGCGAGCCCCAUUUACCCACUCACAGCCCCAAGCUGCGAUCCGAAAAUCCAUGGAAGAAAAUGGGCAUGAAGUUGGGCUUCAAGAAGCGUCACGGCAACAGUGGUUCUCGUGAUCCUAAAAUUCUCGGUCUGGACGACUAA
Molecule: messenger RNA, 1050 nt
Organism: Penicillium maclennaniae
Lineage: Eukaryota; Fungi; Ascomycota; Eurotiomycetes; Eurotiales; Aspergillaceae
Product: regulator of G-protein signaling domain-containing protein
Exons: 1
Coding region: 1-1050 (349 amino acids)
Source: RefSeq, a predicted model, not a curated record